Molecule: messenger RNA, 2989 nt
Organism: Melopsittacus undulatus (budgerigar)
Lineage: Eukaryota; Metazoa; Chordata; Aves; Psittaciformes; Psittaculidae
Gene: SRP68
Product: signal recognition particle 68
Exons: 16
Coding region: 16-1905 (629 amino acids)
Biological process (GO): SRP-dependent cotranslational protein targeting to membrane
Cellular component (GO): signal recognition particle, endoplasmic reticulum targeting
Molecular function (GO): 7S RNA binding; endoplasmic reticulum signal sequence receptor activity; signal recognition particle binding
Source: RefSeq, a predicted model, not a curated record
CCGGCCGCGCUACCCAUGCCAUCGGAGCGCGCCUCUCCUGCCCCGGCCCAUGAUGCAGCGCGGCGGCGGCGGCGGCCCGGGCACAAGAUGGCGGCGGAGCGGCAGGGUGGCCGAGGCGGCGGCGGCGGAGCGGAGGAGAACAAGGAGAACGAGAGGCCGGCGGGGCCGCAGGCCGGGGGCCUCGGCGACAGCCUGGGCCUGGAGAUCCUGCAGAUUGUGAAGGAGUCUCAGCAGCAGCAUGGUUUACGACAUGGGGACUUCCAGAGGUACAGGGGUUACUGCUCCCGCAGGCUGAGGCGGCUCCGGAAAACUCUCAACUUCAAGAUGGGAAACAGGCACAAGUUCACUGGGAAGAAAGUAACUGAAGAGAUUCUCUCAGACAACAGGUAUUUGCUGUUGAUCCUUAUGGAUGCAGAGAGAGCCUGGAGUUAUGCCAUGCAGCUGAAACAAGAAGCAAACACAGAGCCCCGCAAGCGGUUCCACUUGCUGUCUCGCCUGCGCAAAGCUGUGAAGCAUGCUGAGGAGCUGGAGAGACUCUGUGAAAGUAACCGAGUGGAUGCCAAGACAAAGCUGGAAGCACAGGCGUACAUGGCUUACCUCACAGGGAUGCUUCGUUUUGAACACCAGGAGUGGAAGGCAGCAAUGGAGGCUUUCAACAAAUGCAAGACCAUAUAUGAGAAACUGGCCAAUGCUUUCACAGAGGAGCAAGCUGUGCUGUACAACCAGCGUGUGGAAGAGAUCUCGCCCAACAUUCGCUACUGUGCCUAUAACAUUGGUGACCAAUCUGCCAUAAAUGAGUUAAUGCAGAUGAGACUGAGGUCUGGUGGCACAGAAGGCCUUCUUGCAGAAAAACUGGAGGCACUGAUUACUCAGACUCGAGCAAAGCAGGCAGCCACGAUGAGUGAGGUGGAGUGGAGAGGAAGAACUGUCCCAGUGAAGAUAGACAAAGUGAGGAUCUUCUUGCUGGGGCUGGCUGACAACGAAGCUGCAAUUGCUCAGGCAGAAAACGAGGAGACAAAGGAGCGUUUGUUUGAGUCUUUACUCAGUGAGUGUAGAGAUGCCAUCCAGGCUGUCCGGGAAGAGCUGAAACCGGACCAGAAGCAGCGGGAGCACUCUCUGGAAAAUGACUCUGGGAAGGUGUCCAACAUCCAGUACUUACACAGUUACUUGACCUACAUCAAGCUGUCAACAGCCAUCAGGCGCAAUGAGAGCAUGGCAAAGUCUCUGCAGAAGGCCCUGCUGCAGCAGCAGCGGUCAGAAGAGGAUGGCAAACGCACACCACGGCCUCAGGACCUGAUCAGGCUUUAUGAUAUCAUUCUGCAGAACCUUGUGGAACUGACACAGCUUCCUGGCCUAGAAGAGGACAAGAACUUUCAAAAAGAGAUUGGAUUGAAGACACUUGUGUACAAGGCUUACAGGUGUUUCUUCAUUGCCCAGUCCUAUGUCCUGGUGAAGAAAUGGAGUGAAGCUCUUGUUUUGUAUGAAAGAGUGCUGAAAUAUGCCCGUGAAGUUCAGUCAGGAGCUGGAGCUUACACGAACAGCUUGAAGGAGCUGCCUGAUGUUCAGGAUCUGAUAACUCAAGUCAAUGCUGAAAAGUACUCCUUGCAAGCAUCAGCUAUACUGGAUGCAAAUGAUACUCAUGAGACUGAGUCUCCAUCACAGGUCAAGGAUGGCAAGCCUCUCUCAGAACGGUUUGAGACUUUCUGUCUGGAUCCUUCUCUGGUCAGCAAGCAAGUCAGCCUUGUGCACUUCCCUCCAGGCUUCCAGCCCAUUCCAUGCAAACCCUUGUUCUUCGACCUGGCCCUUAAUCAUGUCGCUUUCCCACCUUUGGAGGACAAGGUGGAGCAGAAAGCCAAGAGUGGCCUCACUGGAUACAUAAAGGGCAUCUUUGGAUUCAAAAGUUAACCAGGACCCCCUGAGGAACAGAGGUUUUAUCCUGUAUUGAAGGAAAAGCUCCAACAGGUUCUAAGGACGCAAAUGUCUGCAUCUGAAACCAACAAAGGGAAGUUUUACCAUCUUCUUCCCUAUGUUCUGUGUCUAUGUCUGUGCACUUACAUUCUCUCCCAGUGUAUUAAAGACAAAACAAUCUCUUACAUGUACACUAUCAAUAGCUGAAAAUAAUCUGAAGCACAGAGAAAUUCCAUCCUGCUUGGAGGAGCUGGAGCUUGCUUUGUGACUGGUUAGGGCCAGUACACAUCUACUUAUCAUGGACCAGGGCAUAGGUACAAUUUGAUUCCUCCCUCUGCCCCAUUAUUUGACACUAUAAAUUGGUAUUUUGGUCUAGAAAUUGGGGUGUGAUGGGGAACUAGAGGCAAAAGUAGGUGCAGAACUAAACCAGCAAGGUGAAGCUGCCUACAGGACAAGAAAGAGUAGACAAGGGGAUAACUUCUUUUUGCCUCCCUGAAGUCUCUGUAUUGUGAAUCAAACAGAAAUGACAAAAUAGAGCUUCCUUAUGGGUAAGGAUGGCAAAUACCUUCCCAAAUGUUAAUGGUUACCCCAGUUUUGGUAGAGUAUAACCUAAAUUUGUACUCUGAGCCAAAAGAAUCCUCCUUUAUUUGAUACACAUUUUGUUAACCCCCCAGACAGAACUAUUCCUGCAAGGCUUUUCCUGGGAAACCAGCUGAUGGGUGGCUUCAGAAGUUGCUACUUGCUCUUCAUGGGAGCUUGGGUCUCUCAAUGUUCUUUUUGUCUCUGAUCCAAACCUUGCCUGAAAACAAGAUCUUUUUCUGGAGUCCAUUUGUUGCUUUUUCCCCUCAUCCUCAGGCAGGAAAUACACCUGCAAUGAGCUGGCAACAAGAGAUCAGAAGGCUUUUGAGUGAUGGAUCUUCUCUGUUGUGCCACACAACUUUUUUAUAAUGCACCUGGGUGCUCUGAUGAAAGGCACUUUCAUGAUGGGCAAUUCCAUAAUUGUGAUCAAUGAAAUGGGAAAAAAACCCCACAGCACAUGGGCAGAACUGUUCCUGAAUAAAGAAUUUGGAGGUUUCCACCA